This is a messenger RNA of Glycine soja, 2787 nucleotides long. RefSeq names its product nuclear pore complex protein NUP62-like. The transcript has 9 exons. Gene Ontology annotation, molecular function: structural constituent of nuclear pore; phospholipid binding. Lineage: Eukaryota; Viridiplantae; Streptophyta; Magnoliopsida; Fabales; Fabaceae. The record is from RefSeq and is a predicted model, not a curated record. Gene Ontology annotation, cellular component: nuclear pore; nuclear pore central transport channel. The coding region runs from base 204 to 2480 and encodes 758 amino acids. Gene Ontology annotation, biological process: RNA export from nucleus; protein import into nucleus.
AUUGCCUAGAGUUAAUUUAGUUAACGCAGUGUUUUCACCCGUGGAUUAGGUAAUAAUGAACAGUUAAGAUAUUUUAACAGAAGCAUCCAAAUCCUUUGAAAUUAGUGAGACAGCGGGGUAAAGCAAAACAAUCCACUGAAAACCCCUACCCCUCUUUUUUGAAAACGAAAGACGCUCCUCACUCACUCCAAUCACGCGCAACAAUGUCGGGUUUCUCCUUCGGAUCCUCUUCAUCCCAAUCUUCUGCAUUCUCCUUCACAAACCCUUCUUCUUCCGGUUCCGCUUCUUCUUCGUCUUCCCCGUUCUCACUUGGCUCCACCCCCGCUUUCUCAUUCGGAUCCUCCUCUCUCUUCAGCACAAACCCUACAUCCGCCGCGUCCUCUUCUCCAUCCCCUCUUUCUUUCUCCUUUGCUUCUUCUUCUUCUGCACCCUCCUUCUCCUUGGCCUCCUCUUCCUCUCCCGCACCCGCAUCCGGCGCCACCGGUUCUUCAAUUUUCGGUGCCGUAACGGCGCCGUUUGGGGCAGCAGUGUCCUCCGCCGCGUCGCCUUUUGGUGGAACGCCCUCUGUCUCGACGACGCCAUUUGGAGCAGCAGCGUCCCCGGUUUCUACGAAUCUGUUUGGAGCAGGGUCCUCUGCUUCCACCACUCUAUUUGGUGGAACUUCCUCAGCUUCAACGACGCCGUUUGGAGCAGGGUCCUCAGCCUCAACCACCACUCCAUUUGGUGGAACGCCCUCUGCUCCUACGACGCCGUUUGGCGCAGCUUCCUCAACGGCCACAACAACAUCCACGACUCUGUUCGGAGGAGCGUCUUCUGCUUCAGCGACGCCGUUUGGUGCAGCGUCCUCAACUUCAACGACGCCGUUUGGAGUGGCGUCCUCAGCUUCAACGACGCCGUUUGGUGGAACGUCCUCUUCAUCGACACUAUUCGGAUUUGGCGGAACAGCUUCUGCAACAACGACGCCGUUUGGAAAUAGUAGUACUGCCUCUGCCUCAACUUCAGCCUUUGGAGCAUCUUCUUCUGCCGCACCGUUGUUUGGAGGAGCAUCCUCAGCCGCAACGACGCCGUUUGGAGGUAGUAGUACUGCCUCUGCCUCAACUUCUGCCUUUGGAGCAUCGUUGAGUGCUUCUCCUUCUUCAGCUGCAACUACCUCUCCUUUGUUCUCGGGUGCAUUUGCUACCACUGGAGCUUCUUCGUCCUCGGCCUCAACGACGUCGUUUUCAGGGUUUGCAAAGCCGUCUACUCCAGCCGCUACAACGACGCCGUCUAGCUCUUCGGGAUUCUCCCUCGCUUCUCAUCCCUCUUUUGGGUUCCCCAAUGCAGCUUCGGCUUCGGCUUUGGCUUCUUCUGCUGCUUCCACAGUUUCUGGUACACCGGCUUCGAAGCCCUCUUCGGGUUCUGCUUUUUCGUUCACCACGUCUUCGGCACCGCUGUUCUCGACGGUGACGACCACCAUGGCUUCCACCGUGGUUACUGGUAGCACUACCUUGUCGCCUUCUCUGCCUGCAUUUGGUGCUACUGCCCCAUCUUCUGUCGCCGCGAGUGCUUCUGCGACUCCUGCUGCUUCUACUGGUGCUGCUGCUUCUGCCAGCGGAGGAUCAUCUUUUGCAGGAUUUGGUGUUGGAAGCACGGCGUCCGCUGCUUCUUUUGGGACUGGGUUUUCCUUUGCGAAUAAGUCGUCAACGCCGGCAGUUUCUAGUGUUACUGCUUCUGCAUUUGGGGUUAGCACUUCAACUUCUACUGCUCCAGCAAUUUUGAGUUCCAGCACUAGUGCAACUCAGACAUCAUCCGCUCUUGUUGUGGCUUCCACUAGUGGAACUACUUCAACUGUCAGCACUUCAGUUGCUGCUUCACCAAAAUUGCCAUCUGAAAUCACAGGGAAAACGGUGGAGGAGAUUAUCAAGGAGUGGAAUGCUGAGUUGCAAGAGCGAACUGGAAAAUUUAAAAAACAAGCAAAUGCAAUAGCUGAAUGGGAUCGGAGGAUUUUGAACAAUCGUGAUGUUUUAUUGAGACUUGAGAUUGAAGUGGCAAAAGUAGUUGAGACACAGUCAAAUUUGGAGCGGCAGUUGGAGUUGAUAGAGACUCAUCAACAGGAGGUUGAUAAGGCUUUACAAAGUAUGGAGGAAGAAGCAGAAUGUAUUUACAAGGAUGAGCGUGGAUUACUCCUUGAUGAUGAAGCUGCAUCUACAAGAGAUGCAAUGUAUGAACAAUCUGAAUUGAUUGAAAGGGAACUUGAGCAGAUGACUGAACAAAUCAAAUCAAUUAUCCAAUCCCUUAAUUCGAACCAGGGUGGAGAGCAUGAUACCCUUGAUGGAAUGACUCCAUUAGAUGCAGUUGUUCGAAUUCUAAAUAAUCAACUAACUUCUUUGAUGUGGAUAGAUGAAAAGGCCGAAGAAUUUUCUUCCCGUAUUCAGAAGCUAGCUAACCCAGGUUCUGCUUCAGAUCGUGAACUGACAGGUUCAGGAAUCUGGAUGUCUUGAUAUUUUCAAAAUGGGGAGAUACACCUAGAAGAUUUUCAUUUGAAUGAACAGGCUAUUUUUGUAUUUUUUUUUUCUCCCCUAUGAUUCGGGAUGAAACUGUUUUAGUUUUAGAAUGGUUACUGGUUACCUUCAACUUUUCUAUUAAAUUUCCCAAUAUUACUUCUAUACUUUUCUAUUGAAGUAAAAACCUCGUUAUGAAAUGAAAUAUUGAGAAGCCUUAAUGAUAAAGAAUGAAAUACCAAUUUUAAAAUAGCAACCUUCAACUAUGAUUGAAAUAAAAUGGCAGUUAGUUGGAUGGGCUAUUGAA